Molecule: messenger RNA, 789 nt
Organism: Parastagonospora nodorum SN15
Lineage: Eukaryota; Fungi; Ascomycota; Dothideomycetes; Pleosporales; Phaeosphaeriaceae
Exons: 1
Coding region: 1-789 (262 amino acids)
Source: RefSeq, a predicted model, not a curated record
AUGACCUGCAAAGAGGAACACUACACACGCGAAAGCCAUGCUCCCAUCCUACGCCUUCAACUUCAGCUCACUAGCAUCGCCUACGGUUACAUCCGCAACCGCAAUGCAGAGCGCCAACGACGCAUCGACAGGCUCAAUGUCGCUGUUCGCGCGCGCAACGAAAUCACCAUUAAACUCAACCAAAUGCGGCAGAAAGUGCGCGCGUGGAUGCGCGAAGUAGCCGCUGUUCGACUUCAAACCACGGAGAUGUUGAGAAAGUUCAGGGCAGAUUCAACUUCGGUUACACCGGGGGAUUGGCAAGCGACGUUCAAAGGCCAGCGGUACAAGCUUGCGAUCAUAUGUGGCAGAAAGGAACUGGAACGCUGGCCUGCGGGCGUGCCGAGCUUGAAUCUCAUCGCGCUGUCUAUAUAUCGGUGGGAGCAAAUUAAGGCUCAUGAGAAGAUAAAGGAGGCUCAUCAGAUGAGAAAAAGGGUCUGUGACGAGAAGAAGGCUCACGAGACGAAUGAGGAUGGUGAGAAGCAUGAGGCUCGUGGUGUCAAGGCUCACGAGAAGAAGAAGGCUCACGAGAAGAAGAAGGCUCGGACGCAGAAACGGCUUGAGGCUUUUACGCGGCCGAUGGACAGCGGUGACGAGGACGAGACCAACGCAAUGGAAACACCCAAGAAAUUCGCUGCUAACGGUGGAAAGCUAAAGGGAGCGCCUGUCAACUCCAAGGACUCGUCCGCCAUCGAGGAAGAAUUUGCGCGUACCGAAUUCCAGGUUAAGCAAGCUAAAAAGCAACAUGAAUAA